Messenger RNA from Spodoptera littoralis (African cotton leafworm), 981 nucleotides. The record is from the annotation of a GenBank genome assembly. NCBI's taxonomy places the organism in Eukaryota, Metazoa, Arthropoda, Insecta, Lepidoptera, Noctuidae.
AUGGACAAGCUGUCGCAAGUGAUGUUUGUGUUGCUGUGCCAUGUCACAUGCGUCGCCAAGCAAGUCGCCUUCCACGUGGACGCAGACCGGAUCGAUGAACUCAUCGCGCGGCUGGACGAGCCGCUGCUGAACCAGUGCGCGGGGCCACGCGGCGCGCUACUGCACGGCACGGCGCGCCGCGCGGCGCGACUGCUUCGCGUGUAUUCCGGCUGCGCAGUGGCCACCUGCGUGCUAUGGAUAGUGUUUCCCGUACUCUACAGGAUACGGGGCAUCUCAUUCGAGUUCCCCUUCUGGGCAGGCGUUUCUUACGAUCAUAAUGUUGUGUUUGGCGCAGUGCUGCUGUACUCCUUCUAUACAACCAAUUUGGUAGCGAUCGGUAACACAACAAUGGAUGCGUUCAUGGCUACAAUACUGGAUCAGUGUAAAACUCAACUUAGAAUAUUGAGGUUGAACUUCGAAACGCUGCCGGAGAGGGCGCGCGCGCUGCAGCAGUCGGGCGGCGGAGUGUACGAGGCGAGCCUGCAGCGGCUGUUUGUGGACUGCCUGCUGCACUACAACAUCAUCACCGAUACCUGCACAGUCCUGCACGACGUGUUCGCCGUGCCGCUACUCAUACAGUUUGGUGUGGGCGGCUGGAUUCUGUGCAUGGCCGCCUACAAGAUAGUCAGCUUGAACGUGUUCAGUAUCGAAUUUGCAUCAACGACGUUGUUCAUCAUCUGUAUUCUGAUCGAACUCUUCAUAUUCUGUUAUUACGGAAAUGAAGUAACAGUGGAGAGCUCGCGCGUGUCGGAGUCGCUGUACAGCAUGGAGUGGGCGCGCGCGGGGCUGUCGUUCCGGCGCUCGCUGGUGCUGGUGAUGGAGCGCGCCAAGCGCCCGCUGCGCCCCGCCGCCGGCCGGGUCAUCCCGCUCUCACUCGACACAUAUGUCACGAUUUUGAAGUCAUCAUAUAGCUUCUAUGCAGUUCUACGGCAAACUAAAUAA